Chinchilla lanigera (long-tailed chinchilla) is the source of this 1372-nucleotide messenger RNA. RefSeq lists its product as uncharacterized. The record is from RefSeq and is a predicted model, not a curated record. Bases 1 to 942 code for a protein of 313 amino acids. The transcript has 4 exons. Lineage: Eukaryota; Metazoa; Chordata; Mammalia; Rodentia; Chinchillidae.
AUGGGUGGCCACCGCACGGGUCCAGCCGCCAUCUUCCGCGCCCCACACCCUCCACCCCCUCAUGCUUGUUUACCGGGCCAGUCCAAAACCGUGUUGACCAGGCUCGGGAAGGACGGGAACCCCCAAACUACACCAGCAACUACGUUCUGCCAGCCCAGCAGAGAGCCACGCAGACUCGCCAGGAAGGUUGGGGACGCGGCGCGGCGCCAGCUCUCCGCAGCCACCAGGGCUCUGGUGCACAGCGAGCAGAGCCCGGGCCGUAGCGCCAGGCCGGGCCACGGAGGAUCCCGAGUCCUCUCGCCCCGCCUCCGACCCUGGCCUCUUCCUCCGGCCCGGGUUGGGUCUUCCACUCCACUGUUUGGCUCGGAGAGGACGAGAGAGGUGCUCAGUGCGCAGGGGACCGACGCGGCCAUAAAUCUCCGUGCCAGCCCUCCUUCAGCUGCUCACUGGCGAGUGUUCCAGCCUGGCCUUGCAUCCCCAGCCCACCGGGGCACCCUGCUCUCCCGGUCACUGUGCAGGGAAUCAAGCCAGGAAGUCCCUGUGCACCAAAGAGAGGGAAUCGCCUUGCCCAGUCGGUACCAUCACCAGCCUUCCCCACGAGUGCCAGACCCAGAGGCGGCCGCGGGCUCACCGAUCACCGCCUUGGGUAGGGGUACGCGUGGGCUGGUGACUUCCUCCCAGGAAGGCCUGCUGAGGCUUGGAUGGGUGUGCAGCGGCUAUGGCACCACCGAGGGGCGAUUGAAGGUUGGGAACAGUGGCUUCUCCGCGGGCUCCUCAGCGGGUCACCUUCAUGGACCCAACAGGGGCGCGCAAAUCUCUCUGCUGGUCCUUACAUCAGCCGAGCAAGUGGAACGCUCAAUGGGGACCAACCACGACAAAAGGGGCCUUGGGAUACUGUUUGGAGACAGUUGCGGAGGAGGGGUGACAUUCACCCCUUCUUAGUUGCCUCCCAAAACCUCACACGGUGCCAGUGACACAACCCCGAACGGUGGAUGACAGAGGAGGCCGGGUGCAGGGCCUUUUGAAAAGCAGGCUCCGAGUCAGCUCUCACCGAAGGAACUCCAUCCAGCUCCCUCCUCAAAUUUCUAAAAGCACAGUUGGAGGCGCGGAGGGCAUCCGGCGGCCGGGCGCGCAGGAAUUUGCACGCUGGCCCCAGCGACGCUUCGGGAGCUCAGAGGCUGCCCAGCCACAUUCCGGCGAGCCGCCCCAGCGAGGCCCCAGCCCAGGAAGCGGCUCAGAAAACAAAGCACUGCGGUCUCAGCCCAAGGUUAAAGUCCACCGCGAGCGCCUUCCCCCCACCCCCAAUCUGAGAGCGAUAGCGUUUCUCCAAAUAAACCGCCAAUAAAUCAGCUCCCCGGCCGAGCCAGCUGAA